AUGCCCCUCUGCAUUCCCCAACCCGCUGCACCGCCGCUGUCCUGGCGCGCGCCUGUCGCGUAUGGGCCGCGCGCCGCAGCAGAGGAGAGGGCAGGCGGGGAAACCGCGAAAGGGGAGGCGGGCGCGGAGAAUGCGAGCGCUGGCGGCGGCGUCGGCGGCGGCAUCGACCUGAAGCAGUGGAUGGAGCAGCGCGUGCGCGCCACGGGCAUCGAGCCGUUCCCGUCGCUGCACGGCGCCUUCCCCCCGCCCUCGCGCGCGCACUCCCCCGAAUCUCCUCCCGAAUACCACGACUCCGGGUGGAUCAGAGCGCCGCCCCGCAGCAGAGAGGGCAGGGAGGGGAAGGAGGGGAGAGAGGUUAAUGAGGGCAAGGGGGGCAAAGAAGGCAAGGAGGCGAGGCAGGCGAAGGGGGCAAAGGAGGCGAGGGAGGCGAGGGAGGCGAGGGAGGCGAGGGAGGCGAGGGAGGCGAGGGAGGCGAGGGAGGCGAGGGAGGCGAAGGAGGCGAGGGAGGCCCCCGCGGGGCCGCAGGUGGCGAGAAGAGCGGGGCGCGGGGCGAGCAGCAAGUUUGCGCGGCUGUCGCACGCGGAGUGGGAGGCGCAGGCCAUGGCCAUGGUGCAGCAGAAGAAGCGCCUCCUGCUCGCCGCGCGCUCCCGCGACGAGCGCACGCGGGACGAGCGGGGGGCCGCGGGGAAGGAGCGGGAGAAGAAGGACAGGGAGAGACGCGAGGGCGCUGCAGGCGGCGGGAAGGAGGCGGGCGGGGGGGUGGCGGGGAGGGCGAGUGGAGCGGGGGAAGCGCGCGAGAGGGAGGGCGGGGCGCGCCACGUGCAGCUGCUGCCGCCGCCGCGGCUGUCAGCGCGGCCUGCGGGGGAAGGUGCGGGGGAGAGUGCGGUGGAGGGCGGGCGGGGCGAGAGCAGUGCAGCAGCGGGGGCCGGCGGCAAGGCAGGGUGGGCGGGCGCCCAUGCUCCGCGCGUAUCCACCCCUCCCGCCGCCCACCGCCUUGCUCCCCCCGCCUCUGCAGCUUCCCUGUCCCUUGCGGAAGGGGCGGAGGGGAGGAGCCUGUUAUGGGGAAGCACAGGGGGGGCGAGAGGGGAAGGGAUGAUGGGCGAGGCGGGAGAGAGGGAUGAGGGGCAAGGCGAGCAUCGGCUGCGGGACUGGCAGGGAAGCAGCAGUGCGAGGGGCGGGGAGGAGGGGAGUGCAAGCAGGGGAGCGGUGAUGAGUGGCGGCAGCAGUGGGGAGUGGAUUGAGAGCAGCAGGGUGGGCAGCGGCGAGGGCGAGGGCGAGGGCGAGGGGUGGCAUGCAUCCGCGCUGAUGCAGCUGGGCGGGGUGGCGGGCGUGCUCCUCCCGGCCACGGAGCCACCUUAUAGUACGCGAGAUGCCACUUUUCUAGCUUACCCUCUCACUGCACUCGCACUGCCUCCCUGCCUGUCGCCCGCCCUCCACCACCGCCCCCCACAGCCCGUGCGGGUGACGGAGCCGGCGUCGAGGAGGGAGGCGGUGAGGAGGGGGCGGCAGGCGGCGCUGGUGGCGUGUCUGCUGGAGGCGGGCUUCCGCCUGCCCGACCUGCUGCGCUUCGCCUCCACCCGCUGCGCCUUGCUCACCACGUCCCCCACGCUGGCAAGGGAGCGCAUGGCCUAUCUGCGCGCCAUCGGGCUGCCGCCCUCCGAUGUGCCGCGCCUCGUCGCUCGCUGCCCCAAGCUGCUCACCUACCGUGUUGACACGCGCAUGGCGCCACGUGUCGACUUCCUACUGGCGCUGGGCGUGCCCGCUGACCGCGUGGCGCGGGUGAUCCAGCUGGCCCCCGGCAUCUUCGAGUGCAGUGUGGACCGCGCCCUCCGCCCGCGCGUCCGCUUCCUCCAGGUGCCGCUCCGCCUUUCACCCUCCGCCGCUCGCCCCCCGCCUUGCCCCCCGUCUCACUCACUCACCAUGCUUGAAUCGACCUGCCCACGGCAUCGCUCUCGCUGCAUCGUGCUGACCUCCGUGUUGGGUGCCUGUCUGCAUGCCUCUCACCGCAACCCAACAAGCGCGCUGCAGCUGAGCGACGAGGACGUGGUGAAGGUGGUGCUGCGCAGCCCACAGGUGCUCACUCAGAGCGUGCAGGGCGGCCUCGUGCCGCGCCUGCACUACUUCCUGCACCACCUCGCGCUGCCCCUGCCCUCCCUCGCCUCCAUGGUCGUGCGGUCAGUGCCAUCCCUUCUUUGCUCUCUCUCUUUCACCUCCUUCUCUUUUGCCCCUCUUUCUUUCACACGCUCACACCCACCCCUGCUUCUCAUUGUCGUGCAUCUCACCGUGCAUCGCACCAUGCUCGGCAUGUCCCCCUCCCCCCCCCCCCCUCCACGCCAAAAGCCACCCACAGCUGCUGCACUAUUCAUUGGAGGACGCGGUGCGCCGGCGGGUGGCCUUCCUCAGAGCCAUCGGCCUCUCCAGCCGGGAUGUCGCACACGUGCUCUUCCGCCUGCCCCAGGUGUGCUCUUCCGCCUGCCCCAGGUGUGCUCUUCCGCCUGCCCCAGGUGUGCUCUUCCGCCUGCCCCAGGUGUGCUCUUCCGCCUGCCCCAGGUGUGCUCUUCCGCCUGCCCCAGGUGUGCUCUUCCGCCUGCCCCAGGUGUGCUCUUCCGCCUGCCCCAGGUGUGCUCUUCCGCCUGCCCCAUAUGUGCUCUUCCGCCUGCCCCAGGCCUACUUGCGGCUGCUCCUUUGUCUCCUUCACCACAACUUGUGCCACUCCCCAUCUGCUUCCCACUCUCUUUAGACGCCUUUUUUCAUCGUUUUCUCCACUCUUCUCGUUCCUUAUAUCUCCUCCCCACGCCGCCCUCCCCUCUCCAUCAGAUCCUCUCGCUGUCAGUGCCCAACUGCCUGGCGCCCAAGUACGACUACCUCAUCCACCAUCUCGGCGGCUCCCCCAACUCCAUUGUCUCCUUCCCGGCCUACUUCUCCCUCUCCCUGCAUGCCCGCAUCCGCCCGCGUCACCUCUUCUACCUGCGCUGCCGAGCCCCCUCGUCACCUGCCACCAACCCUCUUGCUCCGUCUCUUCUGGCCCCGCCAUCAGCUAACGACCCUCCCGCCUCGCCCCGUGCUGCCACCUCCUCAUCUCCUGCCACUCCCACCUCCCUUUCCGCGAUGCCACUGCCUGCAGACACGUCUCUCAAGUCACCACCGACCUCCCCUCUCCCAGCCCAACCUGCCCAUCCCUUCGCCUUCCUCUCAUCCGCCCGGCCCACCUCAGUGCCCUCCACUACGCUUCCCCCACCCCAAGCGUCGCUGCCAACCACGGCGUUCCUGCUGAGCCUCCUGACCCCCACAGACGAGGCUUUCUGCAAGCGCCUAGGGCUGCCUAACGACCUCGAGUACCAGGCCUUCAAACUCGCUCUCACCCCCUCUGCUGCUCCGCCGCCAGAGGCAACUCAGGGUCCACUCGUGCAUGCUUCUGCUGCACUGACGUCUGCAGCAGCACAACCAGCAGCAGGGGUGUUGAGGAGAGGGAAAGGAGGGCCCAUCACACAUCUGACAUCACCUGCCGGAGGAGAAAGCACAAGAGAAUCGACGGUCCAAGGGAGUUGA
This is a messenger RNA of Closterium sp. Naga37s-1, 3549 nucleotides long. The record is from the annotation of a GenBank genome assembly. Lineage: Eukaryota; Viridiplantae; Streptophyta; Zygnematophyceae; Desmidiales; Closteriaceae.